Amorphotheca resinae ATCC 22711 is the source of this 6288-nucleotide messenger RNA. RefSeq lists its product as hypothetical. Lineage: Eukaryota; Fungi; Ascomycota; Leotiomycetes; Helotiales; Amorphothecaceae. The transcript has 2 exons. The coding region runs from base 75 to 6239 and encodes 2054 amino acids. The record is from RefSeq and is a predicted model, not a curated record. Gene Ontology annotation, biological process: endocytosis; retrograde transport, endosome to Golgi; intracellular protein localization. Gene Ontology annotation, cellular component: endocytic vesicle; membrane; Golgi apparatus.
CUCCAAGAAACUUCUCCUCUGUCCUUCUCACAACAUCACGAAUUCCCCCCCGAAUCCACCUACAUCCUGGGGCCAUGUCCUCGACACCUCCGGCCAGCUCUGCGAACGGCUCAACCCCACCUCCUUUACCACGAGUAGAAUCCUCGAACCCAGAGCUCGACAUCAAGAAGCUUCAGUCCCUGCCCUCAGAACAACAAGACCUUUUCCUCCUAUCCUUCGCCUCCGGGCUCACAAAACAUGUCGAGUCCCUCGAGCCAGACGACUGCACGGCCCAGCAGUUAUAUCUCAAGCGCGAGCUUAUGCAAAUCCUCACCCUAGCAUCUCCCCCGCCAACGAGAGUUAUAAGGAACAAUCUGGGGAGAUGCUUUGCGCAUAUUCUGAGCAAGGGGGAUAGGAAGCUCUUAUUCGAGACGAUCAAUGACUUAGUCGGCAUUAUCACGAGCGGGAAGAGUAAAGGGGAUGGGGAUCUAAAGACGAAACACGCGGCAGUUUGCUGUUUAGGAGAUGUCUUUGCCGCGGCGGGGGACAGCGCUAUUAGCUUACAUCCCUUGGCAUGCUCGUCGCUGCUGAAGUUGUUGAAAUCCGCGCAGAAUAAUGCAGGCUUGAGAGCGGCAAUCUUCAAUGCGCUGGGCAAGAUUGCGAAGAUGAUCGGGGGCAGUAUGGAUGAGAAUAUCGCAAAAGAUGCGUGGAAGGCGGCCAGAAGCUCAGCAUCGAGCGACAAAGCUGCGUUAGUUCAGAUUGCGUCCUGCCGUUGCUUGAAGAUGAUGGCAAAAUACACGCCGUAUUUCGAUUAUGCCAGCGAUUUCGAAAGCCUCAAGUCUACCAUAUGGAAGACCAUUGACUCGUCGAAUUCCCUGGUGCGACAAGCGGCAGGGGAGUGUUUAGCGGAGGCUCUUGUAAAGAAUCACUCGGAGGCUCCGGUACUGGAGAAUGACGUACCGAAGAUCAAAAAACCAAAGAGGCAAAAUACCAAACGUCUAUCCAUGGCCCCUGGUGCAGAUGAUGAAGAGAUCCAAAGACCCGAGAGUCCAGGACCAAAGAAGACUCCAGUUUUGGUCUUCACUCUUCCAGAGAUGCUGAAGCAGCUGUCGACUUUCUACGUCAAGGCAUCUACGAGCAAUAAGGCGCGAGCUGGCAUAGCAGUCUGCUACAGCCGGAUCUUUAAGAGUCUGGGAGAACGGAUUGUGGAAGCGUCGUACAUGAAGAUUGUGGAUCAUCUUACACUUGAAGUAUUGAGCCAUCCAAACAUCACCAAUAACAGAUAUCGAUUGUUAAGUACUCGAAGGUUCAUUCAAAUCAUACUUGAAGAAGUCAUUGGUCAGAACAUUCUCGGCGAGUCGGGGCAAAUUGAUGCUGCCAAGGCGUUGAUCAACGACAUUCUCAAAAACUAUCCGCAAGUUAUCAAAGAGCGAGCCGAGCCAACAAAAUACACCCUCGUUGCGGCCUUGAGUGCUUUGGAAUCUCUGAUCAGAACUCUGGGAUCCGCAGCAAAUCAUUUCUCGGACUCUUGCCGGGACGGCCUGCUACAAGUCCUCCAACACCCAAGCUAUACCGUUCAAGUCCAUACAUCCUCCUGUCUGCGUACAUUUGCUUUGGCUUGUCCUCAACAACUUCUGCCUUGUCUUACGAUAUGCAUGAACAGCGUUAAUAGGGAACUGAAUCUUCUGGCUUCGGCAAGGAACUCGCCUCGAAGAUGUGUUGGCUAUGCGAAUGGACUUUCGGCAAUGCUGAGCACGGCUCCCUUACAACCUUUAUACGGCUCAGUAGAUGUGAACAGUCGCGUGCUUUCGCUUGCUACUGGGCUGCUGAAAUCCAGUAGCAAAUCAGAACUUCGAAUUUCUGGAACUCAGAUUCAGGUCGCGUGGAUCCUGAUAGGGGGGCUCAUGUCAUUAGGGCCCAAUUUUGUCAAGAUCCAUUUAUCGCAACUUCUCCUCUUAUGGAAGAAUGCACUUCCGAAACCCCUCGCCAAAGACAACACGUCUCAGCGCAGCCAUCUCGAAUCUUCGUUUCUCACUCAUGUGAGAGAAUGUGCGCUUGGGUCUAUUUUGGCAUUUUUACAGUUCAAUAGCCGGUUACUGACAGUGGAUGUCUCAAAAAGGAUUGCGGCAUUGCUUCAGAAUACAACUGCGUUCCUCCGAGGUCUACCAUCCAAAAAGACUACCGAAGAUAUCACACAACGCCUCACCCCAUCCUUACAGUUGCAAGAUUUAGACAUUAUGGUUCAGCGGCGGGUUCUUCAAUGCUACGCGAAACUAGUCACCCUGAGCCCUGCUGGUGGAAGUGAGGCUUUACUACAAUCAAAUCUACUGACACUUGCUGUAUCAUUCUUCGCCGAUCCUGAAAACUACACUCCGAGCUCGUUAAGUACAUCGAUUGCAAGCUCAGCCGGCAAUUUCGAGACCAUUUGGGAUGUAGGGGAUAACUGUGGCUUUGGGGUCACCGGUUUAGUCAGAGGCUUCAAGGUGCGAAGCCUUGUUGGUGAACAGGAGAGCGAUGCUCAAGAUGACUGGAUGAAAGAUAGUGGACCCGACAAUGCCAUCUCCAAGGUGCUGCUUUCACCAAUAUGCAGCUCCCUCGAGCAUGAUUCGCUAUCAUUAUACUUGGGCGACCUUGGAAAUAUAGAUACUCAUCCUGACCCUCCCGCGACUGAAGUUGUAAAUAUCGCUAUCAAGCUAUUUGCUAUCGCCUUCCCGCUCACUCCUCCUAAGAUUCAAGAGAGUAUACUUGAACAAAUCGCCACCUUCCUCUCAGCAGGGUCACUUCAGCGCGAUCCUGGGCGAAGGGCAGCGAUGAACAUCAACAUUGCGACUGCACUCUUUUCAACUUUGAAGGUCGCAGUCAAAGAAACACAGUCAACGGCUGGAGAUCUUACCAAUCCAGCAGUGGAGAAGCUCAUGCAAGAGAUGAUUCGAUCUUUUGCCGUCCACCCAGACCAAUAUAUUCGGAGUAUUGGAUACCAGGCUCUUGCACGACUCUGUAGCAGCUCAGGAAAUGCGUAUACGAAUCAAGAAAUCAAGUAUCUUGUAGAAACCAUUGUAAGCAAUCGGGAACCCAGCGCGAGAGCUGGAUGUGCCAUGGCUUUGGGAUGUAUCCAUUCCCAGGUUGGUGGUAUGGCGGCUGGAUUCCACCUCAAGACGAUUCUGGGAAUUUUAAUGUCUCUGUGCAAUGAUCCCCAUCCAACUGUGCACUUCUGGGCGCUGGAAGCCCUCGCCAGGGUUGCGGAUUCGGCUGGCUUGACCUUUUCUGGAUACGUUUCAAGUACUCUAGGCAUGCUUGGUCAAUUAUAUGUUGCGGACACGCAUAAUGAGGAAGGUUCCUCACUCGCUACGUCGAAUCUGGAACUGGAAUUACCGACAACGGCUGUCAUUGCUCGAUGCGUGGACUCCCUUGUCAAUGUCCUGGGGCCCGAUCUCCAGGAUCUUAGCAAAGCUCGAGAGUUGAUCCUGACUCUCGUGGGCCAAUUUCAACGAGAAGAAAAUCCCCUGAUCCUGGGUGGAAGUCUAAGAUGUCUAGAGCACCUGGCACUAUAUGCUCCCGGCUACAUGGCUUUCUCCGAUUACGUCGUAUUAUUACAGAGGGAUCUCAACUCCGAGUAUCCAGAGCUCAGGGACAUUGCCAUUGAUGGCCUCUACAACCUGAUGAAACGCAACCCGGAAGAUGUGGUUAAGGUCGCAGAAGAGGGAUUUGAAGAUCAGUUAUGGCUUGCCUUAGAUGCUGAUCCGAGACACGACGGGAUCAAGAAUUUGAUUCGAAGUUGGAUGCAACAAUCUUGUCUCACUGAGACUGCGCGGUGGCUGCAAAGAUACCAGACAGUCUUAACGAUGACCAGACCCAAGGUCGCCGAGGCUACGCCGGUUAGUGAAAAGCCCAAGACUGCUCUGCCAGACUUGCGGGAUGAAGAAGUGGCAGGCUUUGCUUCCGCUGGCGGAGUAGGCAAGGAUGAUGGAACGGCUGCUGGACCUUCUGGCCAGGAGCCUCUGCGAUGGCAGGUUCGCACUUUCGCAAUGAGUUGUCUGGCUGAAAUGUUCAAUAUCGUCAGCAAGAACACCCCUCAGGAUGGUACUUCACCUGCCCAGCUCGCUCUGCAAAAAAGGGUUGCAGAUGUCAUUCGAAUGGCCUUUUCUGCGUCAACUUCGAACGUCGUGGAGCUUCGAGUUUUGGGUCUGAAGAUCAUCGAUGCCGUACUAAAGAUGUUCGGGAGAACCCCUGACCCAGACUUUGCUGAAGCUCCGCUUCUGGAGCAGUACCAAGCUCAGAUUAGCUCAGCCCUAACACCUGCGUUUGCCGCGGAUUCCUCCCCAGAACUAGCAUCCGAGGCUGUGAACGUUUGUGCUGCUUUCAUUGCAACUGGUAUUGUUAAAGACGUCGACAGAAUGGGUCGUAUCCUGAAGACCCUAGUUACUACCCUGGAAAACUUCUCAGUUGAAUCAGAAGUUGCAGCUAUUGGAGAUCUCAAAGGCCUCAGCUCUAAUGCACAGGUUAUGGUGAAGAUGGCCGUCUACUCUGCUUGGGCCGAGCUUCAAGUUGCGAGCACAGAACAACAAUACUUGGUCGAUGUUUUGAAACCAUACAUUGGCACUUUGACUCCCCUAUGGCUCGCGUCUCUAAGAGAAUUCGCCCGUCUCAGAUUUGAGCCAGAUAUCUCAAUGAGCUUGGGUCCGCCCUCUCUCUCUGGUAGUUUAGACAGCAUCUACUCGGCAUUGAAUCGCGAGACACUGUUAAAGUUUUAUCAAGACUCGUGGCUGAACCUCGUUGAUGCAAUCGCAAGUUUGAUUGAGCAGGAUAGCGAAUUUGUCUUCGAUGCACUAGAUGGCAAAGAAUCCGAUGCGCCUACAGCCAAUGGCCACUCGAAAGGGAACGAUAUUAAUUAUCGAGACGAACCCGUCGCGUUCUUCUUUGUGUUGUUCGGCAUUUCUUUCGAGGCUCUCGUUACUCGACCAGGGAGCGACGCUCUUGCUACGCAGGACCAGACACUCCAUAUCUUGCAGGCGCUGAAGAAGAUUCUGCACCCAAGUGUAUCGGGGCACGCAAUAUAUCGAGAAGCAAUCUUCUCAGAGACCAUGGAUUUACUCGAUAGGUUAGUUCUCACUGAAGGUCUUGAUGUUCAAGGUGUCAUUGUUCAGAUUGCUCGGACUCUCUGCAUUGCCCAUCCAUCGGCAACGAAGUCUCAAGAUUCCGAAGAGGGAGAUUUAUCAGAAGAUAUUGAACAACUGUUCGAGCUCACCCGGAUAAUUGUCCUGGUACUUUCUGGCCUCUUGCCAAAUCUCACCGAGCCCCAGCAACCCGCUCGACAUCAGAUGACAGACGAGGCCAUCUCUCUUAUACGCGUAUCUCUCAAUGCCCUAGUUGACGCGGCCGAGGUCUUCCCCUCGAUUAUCAAAACGGAUCUCCACGCCUGCAUCAUCCAUAUCUUCGCCACCAUCCUUGGCACAGCCAGCUGCCAGGCUGUUGUGGUCCCUCAAUCACUCCCAAUCCUAAAACGCUUCAUUUCCAGCAUUUCAGUUACACCCAAGAACCAGACCGAAGGCGGCGACACAAGCCUUGCUCAAAUCCAAGGCUGCCUGAAACGUUUCUUAUCCAUAUAUCUUAAUGCUCAGAAGCGAGAGACCGAGGCUUCGUUACCUUGCGUCAAGAAUAUACUGCUUGCCUUUACGGUUCUCCUUACGAGUGGCACAAAUUACAUGUCAGCCGCCGAGCCUGUUGUGGCUCGCUUUCUUGACGAGGUGCUUGACUGUCUGAAUGAUCGCAUGACGGCCAAAGUAGCGGCCGGCUGCAUCCGCACCAUCCUCCUCGCAUCGCCGAAAACAGCAGCGGAUCAAAGUAUAUCCCGCUACCUUCUGCCACGCCUCAUCGCCUUCGUCACCAAGACCGAGAACGAAGACCCAGAGAAUGCUCGUGCAUUGAUCUCCCAUUCGCUCACAGCAUUCGUAUCUACCCUGAAGAGCGAGCAGAAGGCUGCAGGGAUGGCAGUAAUCGUCCCCACAUUAUUAGAACGUGCAAAUAAAGAAGGAGAAGGUGUGUAUGACCAGACGGGCGCAAGGCUUUUAGAACUGGCGAGUUCGGAUCAAGUGGCAUUCAGGGGCGUUGUGGGACGCAUGACAGAAGAACAGAAGGGUUUCAUGGAGAGCGUCUUCUUGAAGGCACGACAAGCGAUGGCUACAACGAAAGGGAAGGCUGAAAAUGUGAAUGGAGAGGGCCGAGAGCCUACCAUUGCUUUGAGAAUGGAUUUUGGAGGCUGAGAAGUCCACCUGAUGUGAUAUACAUAUAUAUAUAUAUCCUUACCCCACG